Polypterus senegalus (gray bichir) is the source of this 1221-nucleotide messenger RNA. Its product is annotated as hyaluronidase PH-20-like. Gene Ontology annotation, cellular component: acrosomal vesicle. NCBI's taxonomy places the organism in Eukaryota, Metazoa, Chordata, Cladistia, Polypteriformes, Polypteridae. The record is from RefSeq and is a predicted model, not a curated record. The coding region runs from base 1 to 1221 and encodes 406 amino acids. Gene Ontology annotation, biological process: hyaluronan catabolic process; carbohydrate metabolic process. The transcript is spliced from 3 exons. Gene Ontology annotation, molecular function: hyalurononglucosaminidase activity.
AUGGCCGCUUCAUACUCCGGCAGGGCUCCUUUUGCCUUUCUCUGGAAUAGCCCAUCAAGUUCAUGUGCCAAACAUUACUCUGUACCUUUAGACCUCAGUCUUUUUGCUGCAGUAAGUGACCCAUCAAACAAUGUGGUCAAUCAAAACCUCACUCUAUUUUAUGAUACCAGACUGGGACAUUAUCCACAUAUUACUGAAAACAAGAAUGAAACAAUUAAGUAUAACGGAGCAAUUCCACAAAACACAAGUCUCAGAGAUCAUUUGCGACAAGCUGCGGUGGAUAUCACCCAUUACCUUCCUAAUAAAGAAGCCAAGGGACUUGCUAUAAUUGACUGGGAAGAGUGGAUGCCCCUUUGGUACAGAAAUACAGACAAGAAAAAAAUUUACAGAAAAUUAUCAGUGGAGCAUCUCAGAAGGCACAAUCCAAUGGACACUUUUGCUGCAAUUAAAGAGAAAGCUAUCAUCCAGUUUGAAACAGCAGCAAGAGAAUUUAUGAAGAAAACAUUACAGCUGGGGAAAUAUCUGAGGCCCAAUCAGUUGUGGGGUUUUUACAUGUUCCCUGAAUGUUACAAUCACUACAGAAAUGAAAACAUUCAGUUCACAGGCAAGUGUACAGAACGGGAUGUGUCCCUCAAUAACAAGCUCCUCUGGCUUUGGGGAGAAAGUACUGCUCUCUACCCAUCCAUUUAUUUUACUCAGCACUUAAGCAAUACCACAUCUGCAGCUUUAUUUGUUCGGCAUCGCAUUCUAGAAGCAAUGAGAGUAGCAGAGCUCUCAAAGAAGACAGUUCCUGCUCCAGUGUAUGCUUACCAAAGACUUGUGUUUUCAGACAACACCACAGCAUUCCUUUCUCAGGUUGACCUUAUUCAUUCUAUUGGUGAAAGUUCAGCCUUGGGUGCAGCAGGGAUCAUACUGUGGGGAGCAUCUAGCGACUUCAGAAACAAGGAGAAGUGCUCAGCAAUGGAUAGUUAUUUAACUUCCACUUUAAAUCCAUACAUUGUAAAUGUUACUGAAGCAACCAAGCUUUGCAGCCAAAAACUCUGCCAUAAUAAUGGCAGGUGCAUACGUAAAAAAUUUGAUUCUAGUGACUAUUUGCACUUAAAUCCAACAAAUUUCCACAUUCAAAUGAACCAGCAUGGUCAAUUCAUUUCAAAUGGUGUGCCAUCACAAGCUGACUUGAUGUAUAUGGCUGACAAGUUCACCUGCCAAUAUUAUGAAUGA